AAGAAGAAUGAAAAGAAGAAGAAGAAUGAAAAGAAGAAGAAGAAAGAAUGAAAAGAAGAAGAAGAAGAAUGAAAGGAGAAGAAGAAUGAAAAGAAGAAGAAGAAGAAUGAAAAGAAUGAAGAAGAAUGAAAAGAAGAAGUAUUUCCAGUACAGCAAAAAGUGUAUCUGCAGAGUAGCUCCGCUAUUUCUGACAGUUCUCUGACAGUUCCUUCACAUUUUACAGCGGUUGAAACAUUGUAUCUAUUUAUUUUCCGAAUAAAAACAUCUGUAUCCUAAAUGGAAACAAAUAGAUACAAUGUUUCAACCGCUGUAAAUGAACUGUCAAAACUGUCAGAAAUAGUCGGAGCUCUCUGCAGUGACACUUUGCCGGCUGUAGCUGAUCGGGAAAAAUUCGAUUCGUGCACCCGAAAUUGGCUAA
Molecule: messenger RNA, 418 nt
Organism: Staurois parvus
Lineage: Eukaryota; Metazoa; Chordata; Amphibia; Anura; Ranidae
Source: the annotation of a GenBank genome assembly